Alosa alosa (allis shad) is the source of this 1390-nucleotide messenger RNA. RefSeq names its product solute carrier family 25 member 3a (gene slc25a3a). NCBI's taxonomy places the organism in Eukaryota, Metazoa, Chordata, Actinopteri, Clupeiformes, Clupeidae. Gene Ontology annotation, cellular component: mitochondrial inner membrane. The transcript is spliced from 8 exons. The coding region runs from base 118 to 1200 and encodes 360 amino acids. Gene Ontology annotation, molecular function: phosphate transmembrane transporter activity. Gene Ontology annotation, biological process: mitochondrial phosphate ion transmembrane transport. The record is from RefSeq and is a predicted model, not a curated record.
CGUAGAUAACGGGAGGACAGAUUGCUUUAGCAGAAGGUCAGUUGACGCCUGGGAGCUGCUGCACCAAGGAGGCGUCGUUUCGCGACCACAGUGAAGUCAGGCCCUCCGCUCCAGAAGAUGUAUCCGUACACGCUGACGCAGUUGACCCGGGCGAACCCCUUCUGCACCCCGUUCAUGGUCUUGCACGAAGUCGCGGAGCCUGGACACGACGCACCUGUUGAGCCACACCUCAAACGGAGAUUCGCAGCGGCCUCGAUUGACGACGCGGAAGUGAGCUGUGAGUAUGGCUCCAAUAAGUACUACGCUCUCUGUGGCUUCGGUGGCAUCCUGAGCUGUGGCCUCACGCACACAGCUGUUGUACCCCUCGACCUCGUCAAAUGCCGUAUUCAGGUGGACCCAGACAAGUACAAGUCCAUCUUCAAUGGCUUCUCAGUGACCCUGCGGGAGGAUGGCUUCCGGGGCCUGGGGAGGGGCUGGGCCCCCACCUUCAUCGGCUACUCCAUGCAGGGCCUGUGCAAAUUUGGCUUCUACGAGCUGUUCAAGUCAUUCUACAGUGACAUGCUGGGCGAGGAGAACACCUACCUGUGGAGAACCUCCCUGUACCUGAUGUCGUCGGCCAGCGCCGAGUUCUUUGCCGACAUCGCUCUGGCGCCCAUGGAGGCGUGUAAGGUGCGCAUCCAGACGCAGCCGGGCUACGCCAGCACGCUCCGCGAGUGUGUCCCCAAGAUGCACGCUGAGGAGGGCAUCAAGGCGUUCUAUAAGGGUGUGUACCCACUCUGGCUGCGGCAGAUCCCCUACACCAUGAUGAAGUUCGCCUGCUUCGAGCGCACCGUCGAGACGCUCUACAAGUACGUGGUGCCCAAGCCCCGCAGCGAGUGCACCAAGGCCGAGCAGCUGGUGGUCACCUUUGUGGCCGGAUACAUCGCUGGUGUAUUCUGUGCAGUUGUCUCUCACCCAGCUGACUCUGUGGUGUCUGUGCUUAACAAGGACAGUGGUAGCACUGCUAUCCAGGUAGUGAAACGCCUUGGGCCCAAAGGUGUGUGGAAGGGCUUGUUCGCUCGCAUCAUCAUGAUUGGCACCCUGACUGCUCUGCAGUGGUUCAUCUACGACUCAGUGAAGGUCUACUUCCGCUUGCCCCGCCCACCUCCUCCAGAGAUGCCCGAGUCGCUCAAGCAGAAGUUGGGAUUGGCUAGCCACUAAUACCCUCCCCAUUUACCCAGAAUGCAACAUUGGCCUCUUCAUUCUCCCAUCCACUCCCAUCUACAGCGCACAGCUCUGUUUUUGUAAACAUUCAUCAGCUGUAUUAGAGUUAGUCACUUGACAGUUCUGCCCAUGCAUCUGAAGAGGAGAAUACCAUAACAAUGAGAAAAUAAAUCUUUAAAAAAAAAAA